Panonychus citri (citrus red mite) is the source of this 1766-nucleotide messenger RNA. It is a transcript of the gene DPCoAC, whose product is annotated as mitochondrial coenzyme A transporter SLC25A42-like. Lineage: Eukaryota; Metazoa; Arthropoda; Arachnida; Trombidiformes; Tetranychidae. The record is from RefSeq and is a predicted model, not a curated record. The coding region runs from base 496 to 1467 and encodes 323 amino acids. Gene Ontology annotation, biological process: transmembrane transport. The transcript has 5 exons.
ACCUGAGGAAGAAAAGAAAACAAAAUUUUGGAUUUUAAUUGUAAUCAUAAUUUUCUCUUAGUUUAUUAAUUGUUUAAUUAAAAUGUUCACGUAGAGAAUUUAUUGUGAAACUUGAGUUGAGAUUUUCUAAGAAUAAAUCUAGUGAAUUAAAGUUGAACGAAGAACCUUUUUUGCCCUGAGAGUUAAACAGGGAAAAGGUUUUGAUUGACUAAAGAAAAUCAAAAAUGAGAUGAUUGAUGUGAUUUGAUUUUAAAUCGCCACUGAUUUUAUACUUAAUUGUUCAUUUGAUUGCCAUACAAUAAUUUACACAGUCUACUCUUUAAAACCAUCGUUCAUUUAAUUCAGAGAUCCAGUCAAUUAUCAUUCUUCUGGUUUGAUUUUCAUCAAAAGCUGAAUCGCUCUUGCCAUUUAUUAUCAUUGACACAAUUAAUUCUUAACCAUUUUAUAUCUUCACUGUGAUCACUUUUGCAAUAACCAUUGGUCUCAAAAUUAAAGAUGAUACAAGAAAAUCAAUCAUCUGUUGGUCAGUCAAGUUCACAUUCCAUUCAAAAUGAAGCCAAAAAGAUUAUGUUGACCAGUGGACAAGAGGAAAUAUCAAAUUCAUCAAAAGUUGUCACAUCGUUGAUCGCCGGUGCAGUCGCUGGUGGAUUAGCUAAAACAAUUAUUGCUCCACUUGACAGGACAAAGAUUAACUUUCAGAUUAAAAAUAUACCAUUUAGUUUUCAUGAAGCUUAUAAGUUUAUUGUGAUAUCUUACAAAGAGUCCGGAUUAACCAGUCUAUGGAGGGGAAAUUCAGCCACCAUGGCUCGGGUUCUGCCUUAUGCUGCCAUUCAAUAUACAUCACAUGAACAAUUAAAGCGAUUACUUGGAGUUGAGACAAAUGAAGAUAAACGAAAACAUCCUAUCCGGAGUUAUAUCGCUGGAUCUCUUGCUGGAGUAAUUUCAACUUCUUUAACUUAUCCACUAGAUUUGGCCAGAGCUCGAAUGGCUGUUACUCAUAGAGAAAAAUAUAAUUCACUUGGUGCCGUAUUUCGUAAGACAAUUAAACGCGAAGGAUUGACCGCUGUUUACAAAGGUUAUUUUCCAACCUUAUUUGGAGUUAUACCUUAUGCUGGAACGAGUUUUUUCACUUACGAAACUUUAAAGAGGUUACAUCAUGAUUACUAUGGACCAGCUGAUCCACAUCCAUUGGAGCGUUUAGUGUUUGGUGCAAUCGCUGGUUUACUUGGACAAUCGGCUUCAUAUCCUUUGGACAUUGUUAGAAGACGAAUGCAAACUCAACCCGGUUCGAUGACAAUUUUCGGUGUACUUAAUAAGGUUUUCGUUGAAGAAGGGAUAAUCCAUGGAUUAUACAAAGGUCUCAGUUUAAAUUGGGUUAAAGGUCCAAUAGCUGUUGGAGUUAGUUUUACAACCUUCGAUUUGGUUACUAAAUUUUUAAGAGAUUUAUCCUUUUUUACUGGAUUCUAAGGAAUAGACAGUAACGAUCAAGUGUUUGAAUUGAUCAUCGAUGGAAAAGACAAGAUUAAUUACCGACAAUAGUUGAAAUGGGAAAUGAAACUUCAAACAUUAUUACCAUAAUAUCAUCAAAAUUAUUAUCGCCUUUUUCUUGUCUUUCCUUUACUACCUAAGACUAAUCAUUAAUAACUUGUAAGAUUUACAUGAACGUUAUCCUUCAAUCUGAAACCAAUUGUUAUUAUAUUCAUUAUAUUUUGAUGAUUCACAAAUUAUACAUUUGGCAAAAUCCUUUGUUGAUAUUGUUGACUUAA